AUGAAUAAUGAACAGGGAAAGUCACGCUCCAAAAACGCAGCCCCUCCUCAAACUACAACCUCAGCAGGGAUGUCGACCACUUACUUAGGUCGACAUAAAGCGAGGAGACACCAAGGGCCGAAAAGUUACGCUUGUGCUAACUGUGGCAAAUCUUUUGCCACACAAUAUGAGGCGAAAGCUCAUGAAAGAUGGGAGGAGAGUCCAGCCAUGCCUAAGUCUGACGCUUGUGGCAUGUACUUUCCGCGGCAGUUUCAGCUGCAGGAACACCUAGCAACACAUUCAAGUGAACACAAGAUGAUGUUGCAGAUAGACAAGUCUCAUCCGUACAGUUGUCGUUGCGAGACGUUAGAUUUAGCAGACUAG
This is a messenger RNA of Mercenaria mercenaria, 363 nucleotides long. Its product is annotated as endothelial zinc finger protein induced by tumor necrosis factor alpha-like. NCBI's taxonomy places the organism in Eukaryota, Metazoa, Mollusca, Bivalvia, Venerida, Veneridae. The record is from RefSeq and is a predicted model, not a curated record. The coding region runs from base 1 to 363 and encodes 120 amino acids. The transcript has 3 exons.